This is a messenger RNA of Spirometra erinaceieuropaei, 1668 nucleotides long. The record is from the annotation of a GenBank genome assembly. NCBI's taxonomy places the organism in Eukaryota, Metazoa, Platyhelminthes, Cestoda, Diphyllobothriidea, Diphyllobothriidae.
AUGAGUCUUUUUGCCCCCGUUCGCAGUCAUAAACUGUCUCACUACAUCACUCUCCUCAUCCUACUUCUAAAUCUGCAUUUUCCACUGAACAGCCACUGCAGUCGAUACUCUGUAAAGCAACCGGUUCUGGACGAUCGCAGAAGAAGUGUUCAGUCCGCGCCUACACCAAACUACUUUAGACAAGGAGGAGGCGGAGAGGAAGAUGGCGGAGUUACUAUUUCGAGUGUUGGCUACGAGGAGAGUCUGCCUAGCGAAUACAACGUACACGAGUCCAGAGAGUCCGGAAAGUCCUAUGAGUAUCCCGGGAGCGAAGAGAUGGAGUUACCUGCUGCAGCGCUUGAAAAUGCUGGAGAGGAUCUGGCGGAGAGUGCACAUCUAAAGCAGAAAAGACCAAAAACGCAGAGAGAUCUACUGCUUGAGGAGCUGUUUUCGAACUACAAGACCCACGAGCGACCCACGGAGAUGCUGGAAACCCCGACUGUGGUGAAGGUAAACAUGAAGGUUUUGGCUAUCUUUUCGGUCGAUGUAAGAACUAUGGAUUACUACCUGGACGCCCUGCUUCGACAAACCUGGAUAGACCCUCGCCUAUCCUGGAACACCACGGCGGGCUUUAGAAACUACACUCAGCCUCUGGUCGCACCCAGACUGAAGGAGAUGCUCUGGCUUCCGGAUCUUUUCUUCCGAAACGGCAAGGACGGUUACCUACACAAAAUGACCCUUCCAAAUUACCUUCUGCGCGUCUAUCCCGACGGAUCUGUCCUCUAUAGCCAGAAGAUUACUAUGCGAUUUGCAUGUCAAAUGGAUCUGCAAACCUUUCCCAUGGACACCCAAAGAUGUGACAUCAAUAUCGGCAGUUACGGAUACACGCUAAGUGAGCUAAAGUUUGUUUGGCGUGAAACUGCCGCGGUGGAGCUGCCGGAGAAGCUACAGAUCUCCGAAUUUAACACGCCUAAAAAUUUUACAACACUUGACUGCACCUCGGUUGCCAAUACCUCUACCGGCGCCUACACCUGCCUGCUAGCCAAGUUUACACUUCAACGACAACUGGGCUCCUACCUUGUCACAACUUACAUCCCCAAUAUCCUCAUUAUCAUGGUCUCCUUUUUGAGCUUUUGGGUGAACGUGGACGCCGCGCCGGCUCGUGUUCCUCUGGGUCUGCUCAGUCUCCUUGGUCUUCUUACUCAGGCCUCCUCCAUGACAACUAGUCUGCCCAGGGUCUCCUACAUAAAGGCUCUCGAUCUCUGGCUGAUAUUUUCCAUCAUCUUUGUCAUCUGUGUACUUGUGGAGUACGCGUUUGCCAUCACAAUGCUGCGACGAAAGCGGAAAGCCAUCUGGCGGAUGGAUGUGCGUCAGAUUGUGCGUGAGGAACUCGUCCGUUGGUCGGCUGCCUGUCAGCAGCACGCAGCCAAGGGCGCCGAUGCGUCCAGGGGGCAGGCGGAUUUCUACACCGAGGUGGAGUCCUUUCUGUGCAUAAACAGCGAGCAAGAGAAGAAAAAGAAGGCGGCGACGACGACGACGGCGAAAACUACCAAGGGAGGCCGUGAACCGCCGGAGUCGGAGAUCGACAGCUAUAGUCGUUUCAUCUUUCCACUCUGUUACGUAAUGUACAAUAUGUUUUACUGGCUUUAUUAUCUGGUCAUUGUCAAACAAACUGAGGAGCCUGAUUAA